CUACAUGAACAUAGACAUCUACGCGUACGUGCUCCUCCUACAUCUUAGAUAGUGCUCUGUGACUGUGAGAUCGACCAAGACCUGUAUAACACAUCAUAGUUGUGCAUGUAUGUGGCUUAAGUUCCUCAUUGUGGGGUCAUCUCAUAAAUGAACCAAGAUCCUGCUCGUUCUGCUCGUGCUGAAACCGGUGCGGCGGCGGCGGCGGCGUGUUCACUCAUUAAAACAUCAUUCAGAGGUCACUCAUCAUUCAUUCAGGGGUUUUCUAACUUCGCAUCAUGUGGAUGAUCCUCGGGGUCAGCCGGAUCCCCGGGCUGCCGCACGUUGUCCGAACCCGAUGCCCAUGGACCGGCCUGGGCUCGCGCUCUAUGACCGCCCCUCCGGCCUCACCUCCGCCGAGCACGGGCCCCGCCGACAUCCUCUUGGUGUCCUCGCCUCGCAACGGCGUCACCACCAUGACCAUGAACAAUCCCAAGAAGCUGAACGGGUGGACCCUGCCCAUGAUGCAGGCCAUGCAGAGCGGGUUCCAGCGAUUAGCCCAGGAUCCGGACACCCAGGUGGUCAUCUUAACCGGCAGCGACCCGUACUAUUGCGCCGGGGUUAACCUGAGCGACACCAUUCGCCCCAUGCACCCGAAAACGCUUCACCAACAGAUCUAUGCCAAUAACAAGCGCGUUUUCGAUACCUUUUUGGACUUCCCCAAACCGAUCAUCAUUGCGGCCAAUGGUCCGGCCAUUGGGGCGUCCGUCACCACGGCCUCGCUGUCCGACGCCAUCGUGGCUUCCGAAAAGGCCACCUUCUCCACACCCUUUGCCCGCUUGUCCGUGCCGCCCGAAGGCUGUUCCUCCAUUCAUUUUGCCCGAAUCAUGGGCCCGGCUAGUGCUCAGCGCCUGUUAGGUCCCGAGGGCUGGGUGCCCACGGCCGCCGAGGCCCAUCAAAUUGGACUGGUGUCCGAGGUGGUGCCCCAUGGGGAAUUAAUGGCCCGGGCGCAGGCCUUGGCCGAAGCGUGGGUCCAAAGUGGGAAAAAACGAUGGCUGGUGGAACAGAAUGCGGUGGAGGAGUACAAGGCUGUGAAUGAUAAGGAAUCCCGCGAUUUGGCCGAUGCCUUCCUGGGCUCGGACUUCUUGCUCAAUCAGUACCACUUUUUGAAGUCCAAGAACAAGACCAAUCUAGCCUUGGUAUUCUAUUUCCUCUAUUCGACCCGAAAUCUCUGGAUUAAAUUGGUCUGACCAGGUGGCCAUAUAAGCAAUCA
Molecule: messenger RNA, 1249 nt
Organism: Tigriopus californicus
Lineage: Eukaryota; Metazoa; Arthropoda; Copepoda; Harpacticoida; Harpacticidae
Exons: 1
Coding region: 276-1226 (316 amino acids)
Source: RefSeq, a predicted model, not a curated record